AUGAGCCAGCAUAUCCAACGCCUCAUUCAAAUCCUUUCUCGUAGGACGAAAAACGAUCCCGUAUUGAUUCUCUUCAUCGACGAGAUGCACUCUGUGUUGGGGCUUGUCAAGGCAGAGUGUUCUCUGGAUGCGGGAAACUUACUCAAGCCUGCCCUGUCACGUGGGGAGGUCCAAUGCUGUGGGGCGGCGACCUUGAACGAAUACCGAGUAAUCGAAAAGGACGCUGCACUAGCUCGGAGUUUUCAGCCCAUACUCGUAGGCGAGCCAAGCGUGCAAGAGACAGUAAGCAUUCUCCGAGGUCUAAAGGAGAGAAAAGAGGCAGUCAUGGCCGUUGUAGGCUCAGCAUUUCCACCAGAGUUCUUCAACAGACUAGAUGAGUUCAAUUUCUUCCGUCGUCUGUCUAAGUCAACUUUAAGGGAUAUCGUCGAUAUCCGCCUGAAUGAGUUGCAGGCUAGGCUUGAAGACCGCCGCAUCGUGCUCGCGCUUAACGAUGAAAUUAGGAAUUGGCUAGCAGAGAAAGCUUUUGACCCUCGAUAUGGAGCCAGGCAUUUGAAUCGCCUCAUCUCCAAGCAGAUUGCAACUGGUCUGCCGACAGGGUAA
Messenger RNA from Letharia lupina, 600 nucleotides. RefSeq lists its product as uncharacterized. Gene Ontology annotation, molecular function: ATP binding; ATP hydrolysis activity. Bases 1 to 600 code for a protein of 199 amino acids. Gene Ontology annotation, cellular component: mitochondrial matrix; cytoplasm. NCBI's taxonomy places the organism in Eukaryota, Fungi, Ascomycota, Lecanoromycetes, Lecanorales, Parmeliaceae. The transcript has 2 exons. Gene Ontology annotation, biological process: cellular response to heat. The record is from RefSeq and is a predicted model, not a curated record.